Messenger RNA from Momordica charantia (bitter melon), 2014 nucleotides. Lineage: Eukaryota; Viridiplantae; Streptophyta; Magnoliopsida; Cucurbitales; Cucurbitaceae. The record is from RefSeq and is a predicted model, not a curated record.
UAGACCCACUGUUUUCCAAAUCAGGCCAAAGCAUUUCUGUUUUCUGAGAGAUAAACCCUUAAGCCUCUGCUCUCUGCCCUCUGCGCUUCUAAUUUCUAAAUAUCCACUUAAUUACAAUCUCCCUCUCUCUCCUCGCUGUUUCUGUCCCUUUCCUCGUCUUCAAAUGCCUUCCUGAUCUGCGCUUUAAUCUCACAAUUUAGGUCACUCACACCCCAAUUCCUGUUUAACCCAUCAAUUUUCUUCGAUUCCUCACUCCUGCAUCUCAUUUGAUCUUAAUCCGAGUUGUGGGAUUUUGCAGGUUUCGGCCAUGGAAGCGGAGAGCAAUUUCUUCAAUGUGGGUCUACUCGUAGUGGCCACUUUGGUCCUCGCCAAGCUCAUCUCUGCACUUGUAAAUUCCAGAUCUGGAAAACGAGUUCCUCCCACUGUCAACGGGCUGCCCUUGGUUGGGGGAUUGCUCCGUUUUCUCAAGGGUCCGAUUGUGAUGCUGAGGGAGGAGUACCCCAAGCAAGGGAGUGUCUUCACCUUGAACUUAUUGCACAAGAAGAUCACCUUCUUGAUUGGCCCUGAGGUUUCUGCUCAUUUCUUCAAGGCGUCCGAGUCUGAUCUCAGCCAGCAGGAAGUUUACCAGUUUAAUGUCCCAACUUUCGGGCCCGGCGUCGUGUUCGAUGUCGAUUACUCCAUCCGCCAGGAGCAGUUCAGGUUCUUCACGGAGGCUCUCAGAGUCACAAAGUUGAAGGGCUAUGUGGAUCAGAUGGUCAAAGAAGCUGAGGACUACUUCUCCAAGUGGGGGGACAGUGGGGAGGUGGACCUUAAGGAUGAGUUGGAGCGUCUCAUCAUCUUAACAGCUAGUAGAUGCCUGUUGGGUAGAGAGGUCCGUGAUAAGCUUUUCACGGACGUUUCUGCAUUGUUUCAUGACCUCGACAAUGGGAUGCUCCCAAUCAGUGUCAUCUUCCCCUACCUGCCUAUCCCAGCUCAUCGACGCCGUGACCAAGCCCGCAAAAAGCUUGCAGAUAUCUUCGCGAAAAUUAUAGCUUCUCGGAAAUGCAGUGGAACAUCAGAGAAUGACAUGUUGCAAUGUUUUAUUGACUCAAAGUACAAAGAUGGUCGAUCGACGACAGAUUCUGAGGUCACUGGUUUGCUCAUAGCUGCUCUUUUUGCAGGUCAACACACUAGUUCCAUCACCUCUACUUGGACUGGGGCUUAUCUCCUACGCCACAAAGAGUACAUGUCUGCUGUUUUAGAGGAGCAGCAAAAGCUGAUGGAAAAGCAUGGUGAUAAGAUUGAUCACGAUAUCUUGUCUGAAAUGGACAACCUCUAUAAGUGCAUUAAAGAAGCUCUCAGACUCCACCCUCCACUGAUUAUGUUGAUGCGCAGUUCACAUACUGAUUUCAGUGUGACAACCAGAGAGGGGAAGGAAUACGAUAUUCCAAAGGGCCAUAUAAUUGCGACAUCGCCCGCUUUUGCUAACCGACUUUCUCAUGUCUACAAGGACCCAGACAGGUAUGAUCCAGACAGGUUUGGCCCUGGGAGAGAUGAAGAUAAGGUGGCAGGAGCGUUCUCAUACAUCUCAUUCGGAGGUGGCAGGCACGGGUGCCUUGGUGAACCCUUCGCUUACCUACAGAUAAAGGCAAUAUGGAGUCAAUUGCUAAGAAAUUUCGAACUGGAGCUAAUAUCUCCUUUCCCUGAAAUUGAUUGGAAUGCAAUGGUUGUGGGUGUCAAAGGCAAAGUUAUGGUCCGAUACAAGAGGAGGAAGCUUUCUGUUAGUUAAUUGGAAGAACAUUCAAGUGUUUGUAAGUCUUAACCAGUAUAAUUAUUAGCUGCAUCAACUUCAUUUAUUUACUUCAACCAUUUGUGCUUCCAGGAGGUUUCUAUUGUCGAGUUUUACCUCAGUUCCCAUUCAGUGUUUAAUCUAAUUAAUGUUAGUUUGUAAUAUCAUUAGUUUUGUUUCUGUUGGAACCCUUUGAAAUGGGUAUUUCUAUAUUUUCUAAGUUUAUCAGACCUCUACUUUUCUCCA